UUCAACAUGGUUUGCAAUUAUCAGAUCCUAUUAUAAAAAAGGUUAGAGAUUUUGUAGUAAAGAUUCAACAAUCAACAAGACUUAAAUGGCAAAAUAUUGAAAAUAUAAUUCAAUUACUUGAACCAAUAUUUAUAGCAACAGAAAUAUUAUCAUCAUCAACUUAUCCAACAAUAAGUGAUGUACGAUUAAUUUUUAUUGGAUUACUUCGACAUCUAGAAUCUUUUAUUCAAAAUCAAAAUAAUUUAGAAGAUUGUGUAAUGGCUAAUUCAAUUAGUUUUAAAUUAAAAGAAUAUUGUAAAAAUGUAGAAGAAUCAACAACAAUUGCUACCUUAUUAGAUCCACGGUCUAAAACAAAAACAUUUCAAGAUUAUGAUAAAUGUGAUGAAGCAAUUUCAUCAUUACAAAACCUUAUGCCAUUAUAUAAAAUUAAUAAUCAAUUAGGAAACACUAGAAUUAAUACACAAUCACAAGAAAAUAAAAGAUCAUAUUUUGAAUUUCUUCUUACUGAUCAAACUUCUGAAGAAAGACCUACAGAUGAUGAAAUAACUCAAUAUAUAUCAGCACCUAUUAUUAAUACUAAUCCAUUAGAAUGGUGGCAAC
Messenger RNA from Entrophospora candida, 600 nucleotides. Lineage: Eukaryota; Fungi; Glomeromycota; Glomeromycetes; Entrophosporales; Entrophosporaceae. The record is from the annotation of a GenBank genome assembly.